This is a messenger RNA of Schizosaccharomyces cryophilus OY26, 2192 nucleotides long. RefSeq names its product GTPase. Gene Ontology annotation, molecular function: GTP binding; GTPase activity; mitochondrial ribosome binding. The transcript has 3 exons. The record is from RefSeq and is a predicted model, not a curated record. Bases 76 to 2034 code for a protein of 652 amino acids. Lineage: Eukaryota; Fungi; Ascomycota; Schizosaccharomycetes; Schizosaccharomycetales; Schizosaccharomycetaceae. Gene Ontology annotation, biological process: positive regulation of translation. Gene Ontology annotation, cellular component: mitochondrion.
GACUGACGGAUGUAUCCAAUCCAAAAUUCAUAACCGGAAACCUCUUUCAAACUAUACCCAACAGUCUAUGGAUAGAUGAUCCCUCGUUUCCGUUUUCUUCCAAAAGGGGCCUUUCUUAAACCUACAUCUCUUUUAUUUUCUCCAGGUAAACGCUCCUUGUCCGGCACGCCAGUGUUUGGUAAACCAGAGAAGUUGAGAGACAGCAAAGCAGCCUUAUCUGUACUAGAAAGCAUUCCAAAAGAACAAAUUCGAAACUGGGCUGUUAUUGCACAUAUCGAUCAUGGAAAGUCGACUUUAAGCGACUGUCUAUUGAAACUCACCGGCGUUAUUGAUAAGAACAAUGCCAAGAAUCAAUUUUUGGAUAAAUUAGCUGUUGAGAGGAGAAGAGGAAUCACUGUGAAAGCUCAAACUUGUAGCAUGAUCUAUUACUACGAGAAUAAGCCUUACUUGUUAAACCUGAUUGACACACCGGGCCAUGUUGAUUUUCGUGAAGAAGUGAUGCAUAGUCUAGCGGCUUGCGAAGGAUGUAUUUUACUUGUAGAUGCAUCCCAGGGCAUUCAGGCUCAAACGCUUUCUAAUUUCUACAUGGCCUUUGCCCAAAACCUUGUGGUUCUUCCGGUUCUUAAUAAAGUCGACCUGCCAACGGCAGAUGUUGAGAGAACCCUAGACCAAAUUGAGCAAACAUUUGAGCUGGAUAUAUCUAAUACGCUCUUUAUAUCUUCUAAGUCAGGAAAAAAUGUUGAAAAAAUUCUACCCGAAAUUGUCCACCGCUUUCCUCCUCCACAGGGUGAUAAAUCGAAGCCUUUACGAAGCCUAUUGAUUGACUGUUGGUAUAAUAACUAUCAAGGAGUAAUUUCUUUAGUCCGACUUAUGGAUGGUACCUUGCAAAAGGGACAAAAAUUAAUGAGUGUCAAUACAGGCAGAAAGUAUGAAGUGCAGCAAGUCGGAAUUAUGUAUCCUGACAUGACAGAAACAAGUCAAUUACGGGCUGGACAAGUAGGAUACAUUGUCUCGAACAUGAAGAAUAUAGACGAGGCUAUUAUUGGAGAUACCUUUACUACUGUAGGGCAAUCUGUAGAGCCUCUACCAGGCUUUUCAGUACCAAAGCCCAUGGUUUUCGUUGGAGCCUUUCCAACAGACUCUUCUGAUUUCGAGCGCCUAAAUGACUGCAUUGAGCAAUUAACUCUAAAUGAUCGCGCCAUCCACGUGGAAAAAGAAACAUCAUCCGCUUUGGGUGUAGGAUGGAGAUUAGGAUUCUUGGGAACUCUACAUCUUUCCGUCUUUGUUGAGAGGCUUCAAGAUGAAUAUGGUCGACAGCUUUUAAUUACCUCUCCAACAGUACCUUAUCUUACCCGUUACCAGGAUGGCAAAGAAGAAAUUAUAUCUAAUCCAAACAUGUUUCCCUCCCGGCGGAUGAAAAACCAAGAAUUUUUUGAACCUAUCGUUGAAGCAACCAUCAUUAUCCCCUCUGAAUAUUUAGGAGACGUUAUUAAAUUAUGCGAGUCUUGUCGGGGUAUUCAGUCAGAUUGUACUUUUCUUUCCGAAUCAAGAUGCAUGCUCAAAUACCAAAUUCCCCUAGCACAUUUAGUAGAAGACUUCUUUGGAAAACUAAAGGGUCAAACUAGUGGUUAUGCUACUUUGGAUUACGAAGAUGCUGGAUAUGCUCCAGCAGAUAUUGUUAAGCUAUCCGUUCAUGUAAAUGGCCAAUCGGUAGAUGCACUGUGCACAGUUGUUCAUCGUUCUUUAGCUCUGAACAGAGGACGUGAAUGGAUCCACAGGUUGCGAGAUCUAUUGCCAAAACAGCUGUAUGAGGUAGUUAUUCAAGCUGUCGUGGAAACCAAAGUACUAGCUCGACAAAACAUCUCAGCUUUACGGAAAAAUGUUACUGCUAAAUGCUAUGGAGGAGAUUGGACUCGAAAGCAGAAAUUGCUAAACAAGCAGAAAGAGGGAAAGAGCCGACUACGACAAAAUAGCAACAUGUCGAUCGAUAAAUCGGUGUUUUACCAAUUUUUGAUGAAGAAAACAUCAAAUUAAACAAUAUCUAAGGAAUUAAUGUUUUUCUAAAACCCAUUUACCUAACAAAAGUGAAGUUCUGGCAUAGACCUCGACAUCUCUACUUCUAGAAGCUUCUUAGAAGAAUCGAUUUCAAAACCAGCUACUGUAUAUAUUUCGUUGGCAAAGCAACCGUUCUU